Molecule: messenger RNA, 932 nt
Organism: Cucumis sativus (cucumber)
Lineage: Eukaryota; Viridiplantae; Streptophyta; Magnoliopsida; Cucurbitales; Cucurbitaceae
Exons: 3
Coding region: 165-791 (208 amino acids)
Source: RefSeq, a predicted model, not a curated record
CCAAAAAAAAAAAAAAAAAAGUUUAAUUUGAUGACCGUUGAAUUUUCCCCAAUUCACCAUAUCUCGAAGUCGUCUUCUCUCUCCCAAACCCAACAAAUCCAUCACUCUCUCUGCAAAAUUCAAUCUUCUGCUUAAGAAACCACACCACAAUCUCAAAAUCAGAGAUGGGUUUUCAAAAGGAAGACAAUUCAACAAAGAUUUUGAGAGCUUUGAAGACCUUAUUCUUCUUAAUCACUAUUCUCUUAUCUCUCCUUUUCUUCUCUGCUCCAAUUCUUCUCGCCAUCGCCGAUGCUCUUCUUCCUUCAGCUCUACUCUCCACCCUCCUUCAUCCCGAUUCCCUUUCCUUCAAAUCUCUCUCUUCCCAUCUCCAAAACUACCAUUUCUCUUCCUCUCUUGUUGACAUUCCCCUCAUCUCUAUUUCCAGAUCCGCCAUUCUCAUCUGUUUUUACAGUUUGUGCAAUGGUCCUAAGCUAUCUCGAGGGCCAUAUUUAGCGGCGGUGAUGGCUUGUUCUUUGAUAUCAGUGGCUUUUGUUGCGGUGAAAGCUUGGUGUGUGUUUGGUGAGAUGAUGACGAGUAAGGGAGAAAGAGCCAUGGAAAUGGGUCUGUUUAUUUGUUCUCUGUUUUUGGGUGUUGCUCAUAUUGUUGUGGCGUACAGAGGUAGUUGCAGAGAAAGAAGGAAGCUUAGAGUUUAUGAAAUCGACAUUGAAGCUGUUUGGGCAUGCCAUCAAGGGCUCCUACGUUACAAAAACAUUGCUUUGGAAGGAAAAAACUAUAAUAUAAAUUCAAUGUAAGGCAUGUUAUGUUACCGAUGACAUAUUGUAAAACAACCAAGACCAGCUCAAAUGUCGACAAAGAGCAUAAAUUUAUGAUAAAGCCAAUAAUGUAUAUACUACUUUUUCAAUAGACUGUGAUAUUUUGUUAUAUUGAUAAAA